Penicillium mononematosum is the source of this 1185-nucleotide messenger RNA. Its product is annotated as urease accessory protein UreD. Gene Ontology annotation, molecular function: nickel cation binding. The transcript has 3 exons. Lineage: Eukaryota; Fungi; Ascomycota; Eurotiomycetes; Eurotiales; Aspergillaceae. The coding region runs from base 1 to 1185 and encodes 394 amino acids. The record is from RefSeq and is a predicted model, not a curated record.
AUGUGGAGAUCUCUGACUAAGGAAUCUCUUCCAUUGCGAAGCCAGGACAGGGCAAAGUCGUCUCUCUCUCUCCUCCCACCAAACAAUCCCACCCUCACAACCCUCACCUACAAAUACCCAUUGAAACUGGUCCCGCGCACCGGCGGCUUCGUCCCAUCCCCAGAUUCCUCCGCCCUCUCAGACACAUGUCCCUCCAAUCCUGUCCACCUCUACCUCCUCACCUACGGCGGCGGGCUCCUGCCGGGGGACCACAUCGAAGUAUCCAUCACGCUCGAGCCCAGGACGCGAAUGGUGGUAACAACACCACAAGGUAGCACCAAGAUCUUCAAAACAACCCCAAACAACAGCGGCACAGCCCCAAAUGUAAUCAAAGGGCACCGCGAUCAAAUGCCCGCAAACGACCACCUCUCCGACAUGAGCCAGCAAUCCCUAGACGUCAACAUCGGCCGCCAAGCAGCCCUCUGCUACCUCCCAGACCCCUCCGUCCCCUUCCAACAUAGCCGCUACGCCCAAGUCCAAACCUUCACCGUAGACGCCACGGCAAAAGGCACCGAUCGAAGCAGCCUCUGCGUCCUGAGACUGGGCCGCACCUCGCGCGGCGAGGACUGGAACUUCCAGUUCUGGCGCGGCCGCAACGAAGUCUGGGCCGAAGACGACAAAGGCAAACGCCGACUCCUCCUCCGCGACUCGGUAAUCCUGGACGAUGAAUCCGGAGACCUGGAAGACACGAUGUCCGACGAAGACGAGAUCGAAAACGAAAACACAUCCUACAGCACCACCCAUACCGGCCUAGAGAACCCCGUCGACCUGCCGCCACAGGCACCAGCCGGCCUAACCCCGCUGAAUAUCAUCGCGGAGCGCACGCGCCCGCACGGCGUCGUCGGCACACUUAUCCUCUCCGGACCUGUGUUCGAAGCUCUUGGUUCGUUCAUGCUGAAGCAGUUCCAGUCGCAGCCUCGCAUCGGCAGCCGCAAUUGGUCGGACCAUGCGCCGUCCGUGCCCGAGCCUUCGCUUAGUUAUAAGGGUGAUGUUACGUGGACGGCGGCCCGGGUGCGCGCCGGUUUCGUACUUGUCAAGUUCGGUGCUAAGGACUUUGAGACUGCGAAGCACUGGCUUGGUGGACUGAUUCGGGAAGAGGGUAGUGUUAUCCGCGAGUUCGGUGAAGAGGCGCUCUGCUGUCUAUGA